Gregarina niphandrodes is the source of this 990-nucleotide messenger RNA. RefSeq names its product ribonucleoside-diphosphate reductase small subunit. Bases 1 to 990 code for a protein of 329 amino acids. The record is from RefSeq and is a predicted model, not a curated record. The transcript is spliced from 2 exons. NCBI's taxonomy places the organism in Eukaryota, Apicomplexa, Conoidasida, Eugregarinorida, Gregarinidae. Gene Ontology annotation, biological process: deoxyribonucleotide biosynthetic process. Gene Ontology annotation, molecular function: oxidoreductase activity.
AUGACCUUGGAUGUAAUUGAUGAGUGGCUCCUCUCUGAAAGAUAUUACCAGCACCCGGACCAUUCUCAAAGCAGGAUAGAUGAUAUUGUGGCCAUGGUAAAGAAGCAGCAAGCAUGUUUUUGGGUUGCGGAGGAGAUUGAUCUCUAUCAGGAUUUAGCUGAUUGGGAGGGUUUGAAGGACGAUGAGCGACAUUUUAUAAGUUACGUGCUGGCAUUCUUUGCUGCUAGUGAUGGAAUAGUUCUGGAGAAUUUGGCAGGCCGCUUCUUGCGUGAAAUUCACAUACCGGAAGUGCGCUCGUUCUAUUCCUUCCAAAUUGCAAUGGAAAACGUCCACAGCGAGACUUAUUCGUUAUUGAUAGAUGUGUAUUUAAAGGGGAACGAGGCGGAAAAGAGCAGACUGUUCAACGCCAUCCAGAGCGUGGAGGCCGUGAAGCGGAAGGCGGAGUGGGCAGUCAAGUGGAUGAAUCACAAGAACACUUUUGCCGAACGACUACUAGGAUUUUGCGCAGUCGAAGGCAUCUUAUUUUCUGGCUCUUUUUGCGCCAUCUUCUGGUUCAAGAAACGUGGACUCUUGCCCGGCCUCACCUUCAGCAACGAACUCAUUUCAAGGGACGAGGGCCUCCACACCGACUUUGGGGCCCUCCUAUACACCCAACUAGGCCCGCAACGACUCAGCCAAUCCCGCGCACACAACAUCAUCGACGAAGCCCUUCAAGUCGAAAAAUACUUCAUUCUACAAGCACUGCCCGUCGACCUCAUCGGAAUGAACGGCGUACUCAUGGCCCAAUACCUAGAAUACGUGGCAGAUCGACUUCUCCAAUGUCUGGGUUACGGAAAACUAUACAACACUACCAACCCCUUCGACUGGAUGGAGAUGAUCUCAGUUCAAGGAAAAACCAACUUCUUCGAAAAAAGAGUUGGAGACUACCAGCAACCCGGCACACUAGCCAACAAGGAAGAACAAAACUUCAGCCUGGACACCGACUUCUAA